CAGUCCGGCAUGUACAGAACUCGAAGUAAUGAUGAUGAACUGGUUGGGAAAGUUAUUGCAUUUGCCCGAAGAGUUUCUUAACUGUGCAGGUGGAAAUGGUGGUGGAGUCAUACAGGGUUCUGCAAGCGAGAGUACUUUAAUAGCCCUUUUAACAGCGAAAGAAAAAAUGGUGCGGACUUUUAAACAAAAGCAUCCAGACAUGACUGAGAACGAUAUCAAAGGGAAACUUGUUGCGUAUACCUCUGAUCAAGCUAACUCCUCCGUGGAGAAGGCUGGAAUACUCGGAUCCAUGAAAAUGAGACUUUUACCGGCCGAUAGCGAUUGCAUCUUAAGGGGCGAGACGUUAAAGAAAGCGAUAGAAGAAGACAGGAAGAAAGGACUUAUACCAUGCUACGUCGUUGCUACGCUAGGUACAACAGGUACAUGUGCUUUCGACAAUUUAGAAGAACUUGGACCUAUAUGUAACGAAGAGGAUCUUUGGCUUCACAUAGACGCUGCUUAUGCCGGAUCGGCUUUUGCAUGUCCAGAAUACCAACAUUACAUGAAAGGUGUUAAAUACGCCACCUCGUUCAAUUUCAAUCCUCACAAAUGGCUUUUGGUGAAUUCGGAUUGUUCGGCCCUUUGGGUGAAAAAUUCGAAGCAUUUGGUGGACACCUUUGCCGUGGACAGGAUUUAUUUGAAACACAAACACGAAGGUGUUAUGCCUGAUUAUAGACAUUGGCAGAUUUCUUUAGGUCGAAGAUUUAGAGCUUUGAAAUUGUGGUUCGUCAUGCGUAUCUACGGAGUCGAGGGCAUUCAGAAACAUAUCAGGACACAGAUCGGAUUAGCCAAUUAUUUCGAAGAACUUGUGGAAAACGACAAAAGAUUCGAAGUUAGCACCAAGAAGUUGGGGCUGGUUUGUUUUAGAAUAAAAGGAAAAAAUAUUUUGACCGAAAAGCUACAGCAGUUACUGACAGAGAGGAAAAAUAUCUAUUGUAUACCGUGUUAUUUUCGAGAAAAAUACGUCAUAAGGUUCGUGGUUUGUAGUAGAUUGACUCUGAAAGAUGAUAUUGAUUAUGCCUGGAAUGAAAUAUGUUCGCAAACGGCGCAAGUAUUUGAAAUGGAUAAAAAUAAUUGCUUAGAAGGACCACCAGCAAAGAAACUAAAAUUUGAGGAAGACGUUUUAAAUAACAAUGCAGAAAUUGUGGAAGAUUAACUGUUUCAGAAUAAAAAUUUUUUAUCACUAGCGAAUGUAAAAUAAAAAAAAUUGAUUAAGCCCUAUAGACUAUUUCUGAUCUAUACGGAUGCAUAUACUUUACAGCUGAUUAAAA
Messenger RNA from Agrilus planipennis (emerald ash borer), 1310 nucleotides. RefSeq names its product aromatic-L-amino-acid decarboxylase-like. The coding region runs from base 29 to 1195 and encodes 388 amino acids. The record is from RefSeq and is a predicted model, not a curated record. The transcript is spliced from 3 exons. Gene Ontology annotation, molecular function: aromatic-L-amino-acid decarboxylase activity; pyridoxal phosphate binding. Gene Ontology annotation, biological process: amino acid metabolic process; catecholamine metabolic process. Lineage: Eukaryota; Metazoa; Arthropoda; Insecta; Coleoptera; Buprestidae.